UCCAGAGCCGCUGUCCCGCCGCGCAGCUCCGCACCGGCGGCCGCUGCCCUCACCAUGAACAGAGGCUUCUCCAAGAAGAGUCACCCAUUCCUGCCCAAGCUCUUUAGGAAAAUGUCCACUCAAUCAGCCAAAGAAAGACCCGAGAGUUUGCACUUCCCCUUCCUGGAUGAUGAAGACACCAUCUCCACGCUCAAGGAGUCCAAGACCUUCUUCAUCCUCCGAGGCCUGCCCGGCAGUGGGAAGUCCACGCUGGCCCACGCUAUCCAGGACCGGUAUAAGGAUGCCUGCAGGGUGAUCUCAGUUGACAGCUAUAAAAUCACUCCUUCCAUUAGAAGCACCAUUCCCGAAGAGUAUUCCAAGGUGGACGAGGAUCUAGUUGACUAUUGCAAACGCGACAUCAGCGUUAUCGUUUUGGAUGACACCCACCACGAGAGGGAACGACUGGACCAGCUCUUUGAUAUCGCUGACAAAUACAGGUACAAAGUCAUCUUCGCCGAGCCCAAAACCCCAUGGAGACAGGAUUGCUCACAGCUGAAGGAGAAGAACCAAUGGAAACUGUCAGUGGAAGAGCUGAAGAAGAUGAAGCCGAGCCUGGAGAAGGAAUUCCUGCCCAUGUAUUUUGGGUGGUUUCUGAGCAAAAGAAGCUCGGAGAUCCUGCGCAAGGCUGGCCAGGCCUUCCUGGAUGAGCUCGCAAGUCUCAAAGCCUUCAAGAAGGAGAGUAAAUACUUUGCUUCUGCCAUCGAAGACCCCAAAAUCAAAAUCGCCCUCACCAGUUACUUUGUGAAGAGGCCGCCUGGGGUCCUGCACUGCACCACGAAGUACACCGAGUUCGGGAAGGCAGCUGGAGCCGAGGAGUAUGCGCAGCAGGAGGCUGUGAAGGCUUCGUACGGCAAAGGCUUCACCUUGUCCAUCUCUGCCCUGUUCCUCACGACAAAAACUGUGGGUGCUCGAGUGGAGCUGAGCGAGCAGCAGCUGCUGCUGUGGCCUGGGGAUGCCGACAAGAUCCUGCCCACCGACAACCUCCCGAAGGGCAGCCGGGCCCACAUCACCCUGGGCUGUGCCAACGGCGUCGAGGCCGUGCAGACCGGGCUGGAUCUGCUGGAGUUCGUGAAGCUGGAGAAGGCAGGGAACAAAGGGGAUGAAGUGGGGGAGAUUGGAGGAGGGAAACUGCUGUAUUUUGAUAACGGGAUGUGGAUGCUCACCCUCUCCAAAAAGAUCGAUGUGAAGGCCGUAUUCUCGGGUUACUACGGCAAAGGGAAACUCGUGCCCACGCAGAGCACCAACAAACGGGGCUCUGCUUUUAGCUCCUGCACCAUCAUCUAGGAGCGUGGGGAGGGCUCCUCGUCUGCUUGGGUUUAAAAGGCAAGUAACUCCUGUAACCUUUAAACGUGGAAAGAGAAAUAAUUCGACCUUUACUAAAGCCCUUUUGCCAGCCCCUGGGUGAAGCCUCUCUGGGGAGAGGUGACCGGCCUCAAAACAAGGACGAAAACAAGCACCAAAGCAAAGCUGCCCCAUACCCACUGCCAGCGGCUGAGCGCUGCGGAGGGUGUUGAACACGAGGGUGCUCUGCUUGUUUUCUUCCUCGGAGGAAGAGCCCCUAUGGUCUCUUGUAACGUCCCCAUGAACCACAAUCGUUUGAUCCUUACCUGGCAGCACCCCACAGCCUGCACACAUGGGGCUGAUGCCAAGCGACACAACUGCCCCGUGGCUCCCCUUCUGCAUCCCAGGGCCCAACCCCGCUCACUCCGGUACCCAAGCUCCUGGGUACAACCCUGCAAGACCCUGCAGGUCCCUUCUUGUGGCAGUUACUGAGCCCAGCCUGCAGGAGGGGGCACAUGGGGGGGCCCAGGGUGUCCCCCAUUACCCCAGGGGGGCCACCAGCCAUGCUCUGCCCAGCUCCUGUCUGUGUCCCUGCCUCCUUCACUGCAGGGGAGGGAUGCGCUGGUGAGCAGACCAGGAAAGGACUGUGGCAGAUGGUGUCUUAAAGGCCACUGUGAUGGAGUGAAAGGGAAGCACCAGGAGAGGGGUUCAGAUCCUGCAGCUUCCCUUCACCCAUUGGAGCGGGUGGGAGCAAGCACUGUCCCUGUCCUUAUCCUGUAGGGAACAAUCCUGCCUUGGCAGGGAGUGGAGGAGAUGAACUCAAGUCUUUUCCAUCUUAUUGGAUAGAAACUAAAAUCGUGUCUGAAGUACAGCCGAGUACUUCAUGCAGGUUUGCCUACUUUUCUCUAAUGCACUUGAAUGUUAAGAGGUAGGAUGGCAGUAACAUCAUAAUCUAGGACGUAAGCGGAGGCAUCGUAACUGCGUAACUCAAGUCUGCUCAAACCUAAACCGUUGGCUGGAAGCACAGAAGUUAAUGGUCAAACACUCCUGUUCUUAAGCCUCUUCUAAGGGAGCUUCUGGUUUUGCUCUUAGCCAGGCCCUUUGCCAGUCGGCGGAUACAGGGUCACUAACACAAAGCACAACUAACGGCUCCAGGUCAGGCCACCAGUCUAACCUCACACUAUGGCUCCGUGAAUGGUGUAGUGGAACUAACCCUGUGUUAACCCCUGUAAAUACUCACUGUUUGACAAGCACGUGCUGGGCUGCGGCUCAGGGGGCACCGAGGCUGUUCCUUGGGAGCCCAAUGCUGCCGGGCAGGAGGUUCCUCCUCUCCAGGUUGAACACGGAGCGAGGGCUGCAGGGCUGGGCAAUGCUUGGCUGCUUUCCUGGGAAUGCCAACGGGUUCCUGCUGCUUCAAAGAGAGGGAUGAGGAUAAACUCUCCUUGUCACGUAAAGGAUGGUACAGAAACACCCCAGCGCGCCCGCCCCCCCCUCGCCUGCAGCAGGGACCCUGCACUGCAGUGAGGGCCCCAUCUCCAGCCUGGGCCUUCCCACCAGGAAUCCCCCUAUGGAUCUGUUCCAUCGGAACGUGAUGAAGGCCUUUCCCACACUGACCCCUCCUCCCCCAGGGCCCAGCACCACUGCACAGCUGGGGAAUCUCUCUGCCUGUUCAAGAACAACAGCGCGACUGUCGUCGGUUCAGGUUUUAUUAGUUUGUACAUCAUAUACAGUUUAUAAUAAAGUAAACCGAUUGCAUCUGG
This is a messenger RNA of Melopsittacus undulatus (budgerigar), 3080 nucleotides long. RefSeq names its product 2',3'-cyclic nucleotide 3' phosphodiesterase (gene CNP). Gene Ontology annotation, molecular function: 2',3'-cyclic-nucleotide 3'-phosphodiesterase activity. The record is from RefSeq and is a predicted model, not a curated record. Bases 55 to 1323 code for a protein of 422 amino acids. The transcript has 4 exons. Gene Ontology annotation, biological process: cyclic nucleotide catabolic process. Lineage: Eukaryota; Metazoa; Chordata; Aves; Psittaciformes; Psittaculidae. Gene Ontology annotation, cellular component: cytoplasm; membrane.